Parastagonospora nodorum SN15 is the source of this 942-nucleotide messenger RNA. RefSeq lists its product as hypothetical. The record is from RefSeq and is a predicted model, not a curated record. Gene Ontology annotation, cellular component: membrane. The transcript is spliced from 3 exons. Lineage: Eukaryota; Fungi; Ascomycota; Dothideomycetes; Pleosporales; Phaeosphaeriaceae. Bases 1 to 942 code for a protein of 313 amino acids.
AUGUCCAACGAAGACUAUCGUCCCGCUCUUGACGACCCUAACGCCUGGGUUCCAUACCGCUAUCAUCCUUCCAAUAUCGCUGCAAUCAUCUUGGUGGUGGCAUUUACCCUCACGACCUUUUUACACAUCUUCCAACUCUGUAGGCGGAAGACGUGGUACUUUAUACCACUCGUCAUCGGUGGUUUGUUUGAGGCAACAGGCUACAUAGGCCGCAUCCUCUCACACAACGACCUGUGGGCCCUCGGACCCUUCAUCAUGCAAUCGCUUCUCAUCCUCAUCGCGCCCGCCCUCUUCGCUGCUUCGAUAUACAUCAUACUUGGCCGCAUCAUCCUCCUCGUCGACGGCGAGCGCUACUCUCUCGUCCGACAAAAGUGGCUCACGAAAAUGUUCGUAGCGGGCGAUGUAUUCAGCUUCUUGCUCCAGGGCGCAGCUCUCCACACGGGCGAGAAACUCAUCAUCGCCGGGCUCUUCACGCAACUCUUCUUCUUCGCCUUCUUCAUCGUCAUCGCCGGCAUGUUCCACUACCGCCUUGUCAACGACAAGCCCGUGCAAAAGCAAAUCGGCCAUCAAAGACUCCCUUCCACGCAAUCCACAUCAUACGUUAAUCUUGCUGAGUUACCGUGGAAGCGCCACUUGUACAACCUGUACGCUACCAGCGGCCUCAUCAUGAUCAGGAGUGUCUUCAGGGUUAUCGAGUACUUGCAGGGUAAUGCUGGAUAUUUGCUCAGCCAUGAGAUAUUCUUGUACAUUUUUGAUGCGGUUCUUAUGCUUGCGGUCAUGUUGCUGUUUAAUUGGGUGCAUCCGAGCGAGGUCACAGAGGCUUAUCAUAAGAGGAGGACUACUGGUGAGUCGGCGGAACUGCAGCAUGUGAGGGAUGGGUAUAUGGGUCGAGGAACAAGUGUUGGCAAGGGUGAACGUGGUGCGCAGGAUGCGUAUGUUUAG